CUAUAGUGUUGCUUCUUGUUUCUUAUCAUUACCAAACUAUGUUUAAUAAUCCCAACACUGGCCAAUCAAAUACAACUGGCUUUACUGGUUUCGGAACACAAACCACUCCAGCCUCUUCUACUACAUCUACUAGUUCACCAUUUUCUUUCGGUGGAUUGAAUACGACGACAUCGACACCAGCAACAAGUAAUACUUUUUCUUUUGGAAAUACAUCUGCACCAACUACAACAACACCAAGUAAUACUUUCUCUUUUGGAAAUACAUCUGCGCCAUCCACAACAACAACAACACCAAGUAAUACUUUCUCUUUUGGAAAUACUUCGGCACCAGCAACAACAACUACAAGUAAUACUUUUUCUUUUGGAAAUACACCAGCAACAACAACUACAAGUAAUACUUUCUCUUUCGGAAAUACAUCGACGCCAGCUACUACCACUUCUUCCACUACUGCUACUACUACGACUGCUACCAGUGCGGCAACACCAUCUACUUCCGGCACUACAACGACACCUAGUUUUGGUAACUUCAAUUUAAGUAGUGGAACCAGUAACAUAACUACACCCAGUUUGAGUACCAGUGGUCCUACAUUAACUACUCAACCAACAGUUUCGACAGCUCCAACAGCAGCAAAUACCAAUGCUUUGACUACUAGUACCAUCACUGCUACUCCUACUGUCACUACACAACAACAACAACAGCAACAACAGAAGCCUAUUUCUGUACCUACACCUUCAACGUUAAAAAACAAAUCAAUGGAGGAAAUAUUAAAUGCUUGGAAUAAGGAACUUACAACUCAUACUCGUGAAUUUCAUAAACAAGCUGCUCAAGUGGCUGAAUGGGAUAAACAAUUAAUUGAAAAUGGAAACAAGAUUUCCAAAUUAAACAGUAGUGUGGAACAAGUGGAACAACAACAACGUGAAAUAGAUCAAACUUUGGAAUAUAUCAAUGCACAACAAGAUGAUUUGAAUCGUAUCUUGCAUGACUAUGAAAAACAAAUUGGUGAAGUAUAUGAACAGAGCAAUUUGAAACAACCUAUGCAAGCUGCAGAUACACAACGUGAAAAAGCCUAUGGCCUAGCUGAAAACUUGAACAAACAAAUGGAUGAUAUUAGUCGCAAUUUGACUGUAAUGAUUGAUGAAAUCAAUAAAAUGGGUGGACCUCAACAAUCAGUGACAGAUAAUGAAGAUGAUGUGGUUGGUCAAAUUGUCAAAAUUCUCAAUUCUCAUUUAUCUUCUCUUCAAUGGAUUGAUUCUACAUCGGUUACUUUAAAACAGAAAUUAGAUGAAGUGGGCAAAUUACGUGAUGCAACAACUGUUGGUCGACAAUAGUUUAUAUAUAUAUAUAUAUAUUUUUAUUUUACAUAUAUACUUUCCAAUAAACGAAUUUGUUCUAAACUGAGUCUAGCUCCCAGGAGACGAAUCUCCCAGGAGAUUGUCGUGGUGUAAUGUUGAAUAAUCAGUCUUAAAGCCUGUUUUUUUUCAAUGGUGCCAUUUGCUGGUUAUCAGUAGUUGCCACCCCCCGCCAAGCAUAUGGUCAACGCCGCUUGUAUGUCUCGACCUUGAGUUGAAGAGCAGUUCUUGACAGCCCAACAGUCCUUGUUCACACAGACAGACCCCCCCGUUUACUUUUCGGUACUUGCCAUCGGUUUUUCGCAUCUGUCUAAUAACCUUCGAAAAGCAAAACACAUGUCAUGAACGUGACAGGAGAAAAGGUAUAAUAUCAGUAAACAGACAGACAGGCAAGACAGAAGUAACUAUAUAUGUGCUUACGAGAAUAGAGUAGUUGUUUGAU
Molecule: messenger RNA, 1791 nt
Organism: Halteromyces radiatus
Lineage: Eukaryota; Fungi; Mucoromycota; Mucoromycetes; Mucorales; Cunninghamellaceae
Product: Nsp1-like C-terminal region-domain-containing protein
Exons: 5
Coding region: 39-1328 (429 amino acids)
Biological process (GO): RNA export from nucleus; protein import into nucleus
Cellular component (GO): nuclear pore central transport channel; nuclear pore
Molecular function (GO): structural constituent of nuclear pore; phospholipid binding
Source: RefSeq, a predicted model, not a curated record